This is a messenger RNA of Ylistrum balloti, 2341 nucleotides long. Its product is annotated as protein phosphatase 1H-like. Lineage: Eukaryota; Metazoa; Mollusca; Bivalvia; Pectinida; Pectinidae. Gene Ontology annotation, biological process: protein dephosphorylation. Bases 19 to 1398 code for a protein of 459 amino acids. The transcript is spliced from 11 exons. The record is from RefSeq and is a predicted model, not a curated record. Gene Ontology annotation, molecular function: cation binding; protein serine/threonine phosphatase activity.
ACCUGACCCGGUAUAACGAUGUGGGGAAGGGUACAAGUAUUUGUGGGGAGUGUUGUCAACAAGUUAGCCCCAAAGUCCAACACUACUACUGAGCCAAAUAAACCACGCAAGUACCUGUAUGAGCGACCACAUUUCCUAAAGCUGGGGCAGAAACAACAACAAGAGGUCACAAAUACAAGUUCUAGAACCAUUGUCACUGCUGGUGAAAAUCUACCAAGACGAGCAGGUUAUGCUGAGGUUAUUAAUGGCGGUAAAAGUGCAGUUAAUGAAGACCAGGGGGCAGCAGAAGAAUUCUUCUUGGGAUAUAAACCCACCAAGACAGCAACAGAACAGAAACAACCUGUAAUGGUUAUGACAGAAGUUGUCGGUGAUGGCUCGGAUUUAGUUCCUGUGACCUACUUUGGGAUAUUUGAUGGCCAUGCUGGUGCUGAUGCUGCUUUGCUUGCAUCCAAAAUCCUACACAAACACAUAGAGGACAAGUUGAAUUGUACAUGGGAGGUGAUUAAUCAGAAAUUAGUGCCUUCUAAACAGAAAGCAGAGGAUCUGAACCUGGGAAAUCUUAGUAACAUCUCUGUAGAUGAGCUCAUCACUGGUGUCCUGGAGGAGGCAUUUGUAGAACUGGAUGACCAGAUCAUGCGGGAACGCCUUACCUACACUAUACGAGGGGGCUGUGCUGCCAUUGUUACUAUGUUUAUGUUUGGGAAAGUAUAUGUAGCAAAUGCUGGAGAUUGUAGAGCAGUAUUGUGUGCUGGGGAGAAGAUAGUUCCGUUAUCUCGUGACCAUACACCAUAUGCAGAAAGAGAACGACUGACUAACCUUGGAGACGCCAAACCAGAGUUGUUACAUGGAGAAUUCACAUGUACAGAAUAUACACGUCGCAUAUUCAGGCAGGAUAUUGGUCACAGGGUACUCUACAGAUCUCCACACAUGACAGGAUGGGCAUAUAAAGUGGCUGAUUAUGAUGCACUGAAGUUUCCACUAGUAACUCGAACUGGAAAAAAGUCUCGACUCAUGGAAACAAUAGGAGUGGCCCGAGGUUUUGGUGACCAUGACUUACGAGUUUUUGAUUCAGAUAUAUAUGUCAAACCUUUUCUUACACCAAUUCCAGAGGUUGAAAUUUUUGAUACUAAAGAAGAAGAGCUAGGAGAAAAUUGUGUGAUAAUUAUGGCAUCAGAUGGUUUGUGGGAUGUUAUAUCAAACUCGGAGGCUGCAGCCAUUGUCAGACAGACUCUUGCCAGCUAUAAUUCUAACGACUACAAAAGGUAUACAGCUGCUGCACAAGAGUUGGUCACACAAGCCCGGGGGUUCUACACAGGACAAGGAUGGAGGAAGAAAAAUUCUGAUGACCAGGCGUCGUUUGAUGACAUCAGUGUUUUUGUUAUUCCUUUACAUGACUAGAUUAUUUUAAUAUAAAGAUAUUAAUUCCUGGUGUGUCAAUUCCUGACCAUAGGAAAUAAAAGGUAGAAGAGAGGUGCUAAGUUCAAGUGGUAUUAGGUUGCAGUGGCUUGUGUCCUAGUGUCAGUUGGUGGAUCUAGUCCACCUAGCUGUAUAAAUUGAAAGUUGAUUAUGAGGAAGUAACUGUGAUAGGUGUGUUUAUUAAACUAUAAAUAAUAUGUUGAAAUCUGGAACAGUAAUAGUUUGAUACUUGUAAGCAUUCCUUAAGAGUUGUGCCAAUUCCAGGUUUUAUUGAAAGAUGAAACUACAAAGUUUAUUUUUUAUAGUUUCGUGAUUUUGUACCCCUUGUGCUAUUUUUUAUACUUGUCUCAUAGGAGAAAAACUUAUUUCAUAUGUAGUAUUCAUUUUCCAUCAGUUACACAACUGAUAGUCAUCGCUAUUAUAAGGAGUAGGAGUAGUAUUGUUUUGUUAAAUUUUCUAAACAGUUCUUACAAAGAUUAACAAUAUAUCACUUUCAAACAGUGCCACACAGAAGCACUUUCAAGAACAUGUUAGAAUUUUAUGUAUAGUAUUCUGAAAAAGUUUUUUCUCUGUAAGCUAUUUUGUAAUAGAGGUAUAUGUAAAGUUUACAGAACCAAUUAUUAGCUCACCUGGACCAAAGGGCCAAGUGAGCUUAUACCAUGGCACAGCAUCUUUGAACAAAACUUAAUCAUACAGCUGUUUUGUCCUUUUGACAUGUCAUGCAGUGAUGAUGGUGAUCAAAGGUUUUGAAAACCUGAGUUGUGCAUUAAUUCAUUAUAUUAUCACUAUACUGUUUCGUUUUUUUUUCUGUUGGGAUUUGGAUUCAUUUUCUUGUCAGUUUAAAAGAUAUUUUGUGCAAUCUUUAUUGCAUAAUGUUUUAUGCUACUUUUUCUAUGAUUUUUAAUAGUAAACCAAGAGCAAUAAA